AUGUUACCCAGUCCGGGGUUCAGCAUCCCAAGUGUGGGAACCCCGUUACAUCAACCUGAAGAAGAUCAACAAAUUUUACUUCAUGCUCAGCAGCAACAACAGCAACAGCAACCUCAACAUGUUAUGCCUAGUGCUUCUCCGUUGCAGCCCAUGGGUUUAAAUUUACCUCAUAAACAACAUACUUAUGCUCCAUCAGCGGUCGGUUUCACAACACCACAGAGUUUGAUGCAACCACAAACGCCGGUUAGUGUACAAUUAUUACAAGGCUCUGCUUCUAUAAGAGACAAUCCUCCUUUAAGUGUUGCUCCAGCAACUCCUCAACCGAUGACCCCCAUGACUCCAGCUUCUGUUGAUUCAGGGAUAGUGCCACAAUUACAGAAUAUUGUUUCUACUGUAAAUUUAGGUUGCAAAUUAGAUCUCAAAAAAAUUGCAAUUCAUGCUAGAAAUGCUGAGUACAAUCCAAAACGUUUUGCUGCUGUGAUUAUGAGAAUUAGAGAGCCUAGAACAACAGCUUUAAUAUUUAGUUCUGGCAAAAUGGUUUGUACCGGUGCAAAAUCUGAAGAUGAUUCCAGGUUGGCAGCCAGGAAAUAUGCGAGAAUUAUUCAAAAACUAGGUUUUGCAGCUAAAUUUUUAGAUUUUAAAAUUCAAAACAUGGUCGGAAGUUGUGAUGUGAAAUUUCCAAUUCGACUCGAGGGUUUAGUUUUAACUCAUGGACAAUUUAGCAGUUAUGAACCUGAAUUAUUUCCAGGUUUGAUUUACAGAAUGGUCAAACCCAGGAUUGUUUUAUUAAUUUUUGUAUCUGGUAAAGUGGUAUUAACAGGAGCCAAAGUUAGACAAGAAAUUUAUGAAGCAUUCGAUAAUAUUUAUCCAAUAUUAAAAAGUUUUAAAAAACAGUAA
Molecule: messenger RNA, 897 nt
Organism: Pediculus humanus corporis (human body louse)
Lineage: Eukaryota; Metazoa; Arthropoda; Insecta; Psocodea; Pediculidae
Product: trf2 protein, putative
Exons: 3
Coding region: 1-897 (298 amino acids)
Biological process (GO): DNA-templated transcription initiation
Molecular function (GO): DNA binding; RNA polymerase II general transcription initiation factor activity
Source: RefSeq, a predicted model, not a curated record